Messenger RNA from Seriola dumerili (greater amberjack), 638 nucleotides. It is a transcript of the gene znf185, whose product is annotated as zinc finger protein 185 with LIM domain. Bases 90 to 518 code for a protein of 142 amino acids. The transcript is spliced from 8 exons. Lineage: Eukaryota; Metazoa; Chordata; Actinopteri; Carangiformes; Carangidae. The record is from RefSeq and is a predicted model, not a curated record.
AGGAGGAGGAAAGCCCUGAGGAUACACAGAAGCAGACAGUCACAACCUUCACCACUAUCAGGGAGACACACAGUGAACCAGAGCCUGCUAUGGAUCGUUAUGAAACUUAUUCCAGGACCGUGAUAGAAGAAGACCAUCGUGUCCAAACACCAGAACCUGAGACCAAGAAGGGGUUCGUUUAUGUGAAGGAGUAUGUCAAUGCAACAGAGCUGUCCUUGCAUAACGCCAGAGAUACAAGCGAUGGUGGGUCAGAUAAUUUGACAUCAAGCUCCGUGGAUUACUCUUACAGCAGCCCCUCCACUUACUCCAGUGGCUCGCUGUCAUCCACCUGUACAUACUGCGGAGAGCAGGUGGGCAAUGAUGCCAAGAUCACCAUUGAGCACCUCAACAUCAACUGUCACCCUGCCUGCUUCAAGUGCGGUGUGUGUAGUAAGCCCAUGGGAGACCUUCUCUACAGUAUGUUCCUACACGGUGGGAAAGUCCACUGCGAGAGCUGCUACUCCAAAUCUUUCGACUGAUUAACAAGGCUCUUCAGCUGUCUCUUGUCCUCACCCGCUUCCCUUCGCAUUCAUUUGCAUAUAAAGUGAGAACUGGUCUUUCACAAAGUUUGUACCGUGUUCAGUUUGAACUUUUCCGUG